AUGGCAACCACCUUAUCCCUCCUCUCUCCCAUCUCCCUCUCCUUUAACCACAGCAAUGCCACGGCCGUCUCCACCCGCCGCCUUAGUCUAGGCUCUUCAUCCCUUAACCAGCGGAAUCCUUCUAAAUUCGUCACCAAAGCCCUCUCCACUCCUUCACCAGCCUUGAUCCAAGAUGAUCUCAAGAAACUGGCUGCUGAUAAAGCCGUGGAAUAUGUUAAGAGUGGUAUGGUUCUUGGGUUGGGUACUGGUUCAACCGCCGCCUUCGUGGUGACCAAGAUCGGCGAUUUGAUCAAGUCUGGCGAGCUUACUGAUAUCGUCAGUGUGCCCACCUCGAAGCGGACUCAGGAGCAAGCUGCUAGCCUUAACAUUCCAUUGUCAACCCUCGAUGCCCACCCUCAUCUGGACUUGGCCAUAGACGGAGCAGACGAGGUCGACCCGAAUCUUGAUCUGGUUAAGGGCCGUGGUGGGGCCCUUUUGCGUGAGAAGAUGGUUGAAGCCGCCUCGGAUAACUAUGCUCCAGUAUCUUAUAAAGAUUUGGAAAAGAUGUCCUGGACAGGACAAUUGUCUUUUACUGGUCGUCUUAUUGGUGAAUUCACCUUGGAACCUGAAACUAAGUGUCUCGUCUUUCUCGUGAAUUCUCCUGAUUGGCAGCAUGCAAAAUCAGGGUGCUGCUUGGGAUGUAAACCCCAUGAACUGAAUACAGGCUCCUCCCUCCAGAGUUCAGUAUUCAAGGGAGGUCUCACUUUUGCUAGCUCAUCCAGCCCUGAAUGUUCUUGGUAUAUUAUAUUGAGUCACCGGCAAUGGUAUUGUCGUCGUUGUCGUUCAUGUGAACAAUGGGUGUUGCAAUGCAAGUUAGCCUACUGCACUGGAAAGGAGUGGAGCUGGUGGUUAGACUUUGACGAAUGA
This is a messenger RNA of Olea europaea var. sylvestris, 906 nucleotides long. Its product is annotated as probable ribose-5-phosphate isomerase 3, chloroplastic. The transcript has 6 exons. Gene Ontology annotation, biological process: pentose-phosphate shunt, non-oxidative branch. The record is from RefSeq and is a predicted model, not a curated record. The coding region runs from base 1 to 906 and encodes 301 amino acids. Gene Ontology annotation, molecular function: ribose-5-phosphate isomerase activity. Lineage: Eukaryota; Viridiplantae; Streptophyta; Magnoliopsida; Lamiales; Oleaceae.